AUGGGCGUGGUCGACCACUUUUGCGUGCGAUGUGGUUGCCGGUAGCUCUGGCUCUGGGGAACCUCUUUCUUGCCUGUCUCUGUGAGGAGAUAUUCUUGAACGGUAGCAGAACCUGUGAGGAGUUUGAGGUAGAUUUGUAUCGUCCAUACAGUCCUCGAGUUCUCUGCUGUCUGCUGCCCGAGGACUUUUACUGGUGCGAAUCGGUAGAAGAUGCCAACACUACAAGUCCAUGCAGGUUUGGAGGGCAGACAUAUGAAGAUGUGCAGACGACAUUGGUGAAUUGCUCGGUUUUGGAAGGAGUUGAGUGUGCUGGAGAACGCAGUUUCACUAAAACAGAUGUUCCUUGUGUAAAGUCAGAAACAGGGUGUUCUAUAGCCACUAUAUUAUAGUAAAUUUGUGUUCCUCUUAGAUAUAAAGGGCACUAUUUCCCAACCAUAUUCCUCUACUCCUUGUUUCUUGGGAUUUUUGGAGUGGACCGAUUUUGCCUUGGCUACACAUGUCUCGGCAUAGCCAAGCUCCUGACACUGGGUGGAUUUGGGGUGUGGUGGGUUGUGGAUGUGAUGCUCCUCCUGACUGGCUCCCUCAAUCCUGAGGGUGGCUACAACUGGGAGCAGUUCUACUGAUCUGAACCUACUCUCAUUUGCUUUUAUUUUUCACAAAAAUUUUGAAACUCCAUCAUGUGAAAGAAGCACCCUUGUGUAGUAAGUUCUUGUUUCUGCAGCCUUUGGGCAAUGUCCACAUUUGGGACCUGCUCAGGCACCCUGAAGAGAU
Geodia barretti is the source of this 771-nucleotide messenger RNA. The record is from the annotation of a GenBank genome assembly. NCBI's taxonomy places the organism in Eukaryota, Metazoa, Porifera, Demospongiae, Tetractinellida, Geodiidae.